Molecule: messenger RNA, 667 nt
Organism: Setaria italica (foxtail millet)
Lineage: Eukaryota; Viridiplantae; Streptophyta; Magnoliopsida; Poales; Poaceae
Product: histone H4
Exons: 1
Coding region: 107-418 (103 amino acids)
Biological process (GO): nucleosome assembly
Cellular component (GO): nucleosome
Molecular function (GO): DNA binding; structural constituent of chromatin; protein heterodimerization activity
Source: RefSeq, a predicted model, not a curated record
CCCCAAUCCCCCACACAAAUCCUCUUCCUCGCUUCCUCCCUCCUCCAGGUUCCAACUUCUCCGAGCGACUGCGGCGGCUAGCGAAGAAGCUUUCCCACUUCCGGCGAUGUCGGGGCGCGGCAAGGGCGGCAAGGGGCUGGGCAAGGGCGGCGCCAAGCGCCACCGCAAGGUGCUCCGCGACAACAUCCAGGGCAUCACCAAGCCGGCGAUCCGGAGGCUGGCGAGGAGGGGCGGCGUGAAGCGCAUCUCGGGGCUCAUCUACGAGGAGACCCGCGGCGUGCUCAAGAUCUUCCUCGAGAACGUCAUCCGCGACGCCGUCACCUACACCGAGCACGCCCGCCGCAAGACCGUCACCGCCAUGGAUGUCGUCUACGCGCUCAAACGCCAGGGCCGCACCCUCUACGGAUUCGGCGGCUAGGGUGAUUCCCCAUCCUCUCCUGGUGGCGAACCACAUGGUGAUGUGUUCUGGUCUAGCGGAGUCGGUGGCCCAGUGCUUUCUGUAUCGAUGCUGUGUUCUGUGGUGCUUGUUUAGUAAUCUUUCCCAAAUCUGUCCCUUGCCUCAUUGCCUGUUUUUAGUAAUCAUCAGUAUAUAAACUGAUGAGUUUACAUACAGAUGAAAUUAGCCUGCGUUCAGUCUUCAUCGGUAUCAAAAGGGGACACAAAUCUA